CCAGACCAUCCCCAAGCAUGUAGCGCCUACAGUUUCUUUUUCCAACGAUUCCCUGGGAAGAGGAGGAGGAAGAGUCGAUGAAGGAGAUGGGGGAAGCUGUCCAGGAACUCCAGAGAUGAGGAGGAGACAGAAGGAGGCGCUGAGGAAGCUUGCAGGACAGGUAGUCUCAUAUCAUUUCUGUCAGUCUGAUAACUGUCACACCUGUCUGGUUCCGGAGUUCGUCCACAACAUGGCCGCUAUGCUAAGUGACGCCCCUCAGCUGUUGGCCUAUCGGGAGCUGCUACACCGGUCACCGCAGCUACAGAGCACGCUCAGUCUGCGCUCCUGCAUCCAGGAUCCGAGCUCUGCCCUCCAGAGAGGAAUACUGGAGCCGCUGGAUGCUCUCUACAGAGAGAGGAAGUUGCACGUGGAAAGGGCGGGGCUUAUUGUACUGAUUGACGGGUUGAACGAGGCUGAAUUCCACCGGCCGGACUACGGCGACACACUCACUUCCUUCCUGUCCAGAAACAUUCAGAAAUUUCCAUCCUGGUUGAAGGUCAUCACCACAGUCAGGACCAGUCAGCAGGAAACCACUCGUUCUCUACCUUUUCACCGCAUCUCUCUAGACAAGAUGGAGGAGAACAACGCCAUCGACCAGGACCUGCAGGGUUACCUGAUGCAGCGUAUCCACAGCAGUGGUGAGAUCCAGAGCAACGUGUCACUGAGCAAUGGUCGCCUUGACAACACGGCCCUCACCAAACUGAUCAGCCACCUGAAGAGCCUGAGCAGAGGCUCAUACCUCUACCUGAAACUGACCCUGGACCUGAUAGAGGGAGGAUACCUGGUCCUAAAGAGCUCCAGCUUCAAGGUGGUUCCUGUGAGUCUAGCAGAGGUCUACCUGCUGCAGCUCAACAUGAGGUUUCCCACCCAGUCGUCUUUUGAGAGAGUCCUGCCACUGCUCAACAUCACUGUGGCAUCACUGCACCCACUGACCGAGCAGCAGCUGUUUGAGGUGGUGAAUGCAGGCGCUCUGACUGGGGGGUCUCUGCAGUGGGCUGAGUUUGUGCAGCGGUUGGAGCAGCUCUCGUCUUUUCUUUUGAGGCGGAGCGACGGCAGCUGGAUGCUAAACCACGCCUCCUUCAGAGAGUGGCUGGUUUGGAGGGAGGAGGGGCAGGAUGACAGGUUCCUCUGUGACCCCAGGAGUGGUCACACGCUGCUGGCCUUCUGGCUCUGCAGACAGGACGGGAAGCUGAAUCGACAGCAGACACUGGAGCUGGGACAUCACAUCCUGAAGGCUCAUAUCUACAAGGGUCUGAGUAAGAAGCUUGGGGUUUCCUCCUCAGUUCUGCAGGGGCUGUGGCUUUCAUACAGCACAGAGAACCUGAGCCCCGUUCUCUCAUCUCUGCGCAACCUCUACACCCCUAACAUCAAGGUGAGCAGGUUGCUGAUAAUGGGUGGGGCUGAUGUGGAUUACCGUAGUGAUGUCCUUAACAACGCCCCCCUGCUGUGUGUCCACUCCCACCUGGGCCACAAUGAUGCCGUGGCGCUGCUGCUCGACCAUGGCGCUCAGGUGGAUGCUCAGUCACGGGAUGGUUUGACGGCGCUGGGAUUUGCUGCUGCAGCUGGACAUCUGGACAUAGUCAUCAUGCUGAGUCAGCACCAAGCUAAGGUGGGUCAUGUGGACAGCUCAGGUCAGUGCGUGUUGGUGCACGCGGUUCAUCGAGGCCACCUCAAGGUGCUGCACUUCCUGUUGAAGCAGGCAGACUGGAGCUGCACUUCCUGCUGCAGCCAGAGAGGGGCGAGCAAGAGCCAGGCAGUGCAGCAAGCUCUGAUUGCAGCAGCCAGCAUGGGCCACACAGAGAUAGUGUCAUACCUACUGGAUCUUCCGGAAGAAGACGAGGAAGAGGAGGAGAGACCUGAGAUCAACACAUUUGACAGUCUCUGGGGAGAGACAGCUCUGACAGCAGCAGCAGGAGGUGGCCGUCUGUCUGUGUGCAGGCUGUUGUUGGAUCAGGGGGCGGCUGUUGAGCAAGGCAACAGACGAGGUGUGGCUCCGCUCUUCAGCGCUGUGAGACGAGGCCACUGGCAGGUGGUGGAGUUGUUACUGAAUCACGGGGUGGAGGUGAACAUGGUCGACCAGCAGGGCCGAACAGCUCUGAUGACGGCAGCCUCAGAGGGACAUAUGCCCACAGCCCAGCUGCUGUUGGAUCAUGGAGCCUCUCUGGACCAGAGCGACAGGGAGGGGUUAACGGCGCUGAGCUGGGCUUGUCUGAAAGGACAGCUCCUAUUGGUCAGAGAGCUGGUGGAAAGAGGUGCAGCCACAACUCAUGCUGACCGCAGUGGACGUACACCUCUGGAUCUGGCUGCAUUUCGCGGUGACCCAGAAGUGGUGCAGUUCCUGGUGGAACAUGGCGCGUCGGUGGAGCAUGUGGAUUGCAGCGGGAUGCGUCCUCUGGACCGAGCAGUCGGCUGCAGAAACACUUCAGCUGUCAUCGCUCUGCUCAAACAGGGAGCCAAGAUAGGACCAGCGACAUGGGCCAUGGCAACCUCUAAACCAGACAUCCUAAUGGUUCUGCUCAGUAAAUUGAUCCAAGAGGGAGACAAACUGUACAAGCAAGGUAAAGUGAGGGAGGCUGCUCACUCCUAUCAGUCAGCACUCCAGAAGUUUCCAGGAGACGAGCUGAAGACGUUUAGACAACUGAGAGUGUGUGUGCUGCUCAACCUGUCACGCUGCCGCCGCAAGAUGAAUGAUUUUGGCCUUGCUGAGGAGUUCGCUACCAAAGCACUAGAGCUAAAAGCAAAAUCCUAUGAGGCCUUUUAUGCCAGAGCCCGGGCCAAACGCAGCCGCAGACAGUUCCAUGCAGCUCUGGAGGACCUGAUUGAGGCCAGUCGCCUGUGUCCAUCCAACCGGGAGAUCCAGCGUUUGCUGUCCCGGGUCAAGGAAGAGUGUCGGCAGGUUGCGCAACAACAACAGCAACAAGAGUCUCCCCCUCCUUCAUCACACCAUGUUUAUCAACAGAAUGUGUCCAUCAACGAGGCCAGGCGCAGAGAUUCAGGUUCUCUCCAGGUGCAGGACAGGGGGGGGCUUACCAAGGAAGAGGAGGAAGAGGAGAAGGAAGACGAGAGGUGUUACAGAGAAGGAGAUCCUCCACCACACUUGUCCUCCUUCCACCCUCCACCUGUGGUUCAAAGUUUUGACACCCACUGCCGUCCUGGGGUGCCAUCAUCCUCCUCACUCUCCCCCACUCACUUGUAUCAUCACAUCCCGAGUCCCGUCCACUCCCCCUCUUCCUCUUCACCCUGUCAUUCUGCUCCUCCUCCUCCCUCCUCUUCCUAUCACCAAUUCAGCCCUCCUCCCUCCCCAAUGCAACAUCAGCAGCAAGGCCCGAUAUCGGAAGGCAUCCCCGCAUUGUCAGGAUCUGGAGGUCUGCACCACUACCCACAGUCCAUCUCAGCCCUUCUCCACUCAGACCAGAAACAGGGAGUGCAGCAGCACCACUACCUGUCGGAUCAGAGAUCCUUUCAGAAGCAGAACCAGUGGCUCCAACCAGCCAAAGUCCAGGUUGUCAGAACCAGUCAGCCGAGUUCUUCAUCCCACUCCAGCAUGGUUUUGGGAAGUUCUGCUUACUCGCAGUUUGCUCAUCUGCCCCAAGAAUUGGCGGAACUGGGGGAAGGAAUUCACUCCAGUCCCCUAGAUGUCAGGCCUAGCCUGCAGGUCCAGGCUGGUCUGAAUCCUGGAGCUUCGUAUCCACCAGAUGAUGUGGAUGUUGACUUGGUUUGCCAGUCAAGAUCUGCCUAUGGGAGAGGAGCAGGAGGGGAGAGAGUGGGGAAAAGCCGGUUUGCUCAGGCCCAUCAGUUCAGCCGCAACCAGUCCAAAGCAGCUUACUAUCCCAUGGAAGUCACAGAGGCUACGAUGGAACCCCCUGAUAGCCUUCCACCAUUGCAUGAUUAUCAAUACCACCACCAGGGUGGGCUACGACGCCCACUCAGUGCGCACCCAACCUCCUCCUCGGCUUCCGCCCCCAGGCCUGUCAUCCAGAGUGUCAGCGUCCGCUUCUCCACCAGCAGUGGCAGCCUUGCCGGCGGGCAGCCAACCAAUCAUGGCUCAAGCUUCAGGACCUCAGCCUCCACCCAGCACAUGGACUUACCCUCAGAUCUGGCCUCUGUGGGAGGAGUCACUGGUUACCAUGAUGAUCUCUUUCUGAUCUCCUCCCCCCAGUCAGAAAUGGGCAUGGUAGGAGGCGGGACUUAUCCUGGAGAGGUGGGCCGGUCAUCUCGGAGCACUCCUUUUAUGGGUGUUACUGACAAGAAAGUGAGGGUGCACCAGCAGUAUCAGCAACAAGCUCCUUCCAGUUCCUCAUCGUGUCUCAGCCCCUCCCGAUCCUGGGCUGUGUCUUCAGUAGACACGGUUGUCACCUCGCCGAGCAAAACCCCCACCAAUCAAGGAGGUUUCAGUCACGCGCAGCCCUCCUCCAUCGCAUACCACAACCGUAGCAACAACAAUGCCCACAACGGUCACCUCCUCCACGACAACCUGCUCGACUGCUACGAGGUGCUGCCGGGCAGCGGCCCUCAGGGUGAAGUCAGUAACAAUCCCUCUUACGUGGACGUGAAGCUCGCCCGAACACUGCCAGUGAUUCACAGCUGCUCAGACAGACCGUCUGAGAGGAAGACAGGACCUACCUCUCCUGUCAAACCAAAAAGACCCUUUGUUGAGUCCAAUGUAUAGAGAAAGUUUAAAUGAUAAGUCAGACACAAGGGAGGAGGGUUAAUGUAGAGUGUUUAAAAAGAAGUCAGUGUACCUGUAUAUUCCAAGUUUAACUGGGGCUGUGGAAUUGUUACGGUAAGAUACGGUAUGACGAGUAGUUUGUACGAGAUUGAGAGGGGAUGCAAUAAGAGUUGUUGGUUGUACACACUCUGUAGUACACAUGAAAAGUGAUUGAAGUAGUUUGUUCAUGUACUUUGACGCACAAAAGAGAGCUUGAGAGGAAAGGUUAUGUUGUCAGCAGUUGCUGCGUGAAUGCCUGUCAGAUUGUCAGUUUCAGUGAACUCCAUGUGAAGCAUACUGACUCUUUUACUGUGCAGAAGAAGAAAACAUUGCCUGUAACAGGUCAGGUGUGUCAGAGACAGAAAAGAAGCAAGGACGAACAGAAAGAGAAAACUGCAAGUUUUGAAGAACUUGAUCUUUCGUUCUGAAGCAAGUGGCAGCUCCUGGCAUCACAAAGCACAAUGAGGAAGAGGAUGUUUGGUGAAAUAAAUAAAUGAAUAAAUACAAAAAGAUGUCACUGAAAAAUCCCUCCUUCCUUCCCUGGUCAUCUCUGGCUUACAGUGCAUUUUAAAACUGAUGUCUCUGGAUGCCCAUGUUACACUGCUGUAGAGUUUUUCUGCCGAGUUGAUGUAUGCAACAGGAGGGACACAAAAAUCACCACUAUUACCUUUGUGUGCUGUUGACGCCUUUAAUGAAAAUUUACAUUUCAAGUUUGAAGCGCUUAAAUGAUACAAUGACUGGAAACCCUGGAUACAUCCAGGCUCUGUGACCUGUGCUGAGCAGGUGCAGGUCAGUGACCCAGUCUUAAGCCAUAGUUUGAGAAACUAGGAUGAUGCUCUUAUUGAAUGAGCACUAACUUGCUGUUUAUAAAACAAAAGUAAGUGAUAUUUAUCUUUUUUAAGUUAUGUCUGUGUUAAAAUGUAAAAAAUGUUGUUUCUUUUCAAACUGUGUAUUCCUUUUGAAUUUGCCUUUUUAUCUUUUUGAGGGGUUUCACUCAGAACAUAGACAUGAAAACCUUCUUUUCCAGCUACAUUGAAGUUCAGCUUUGCUCAGUUCUGGGUUAACAUCCAUUCCUGCUUGUUUACGAUGACAUCACUCUACAAUGAACACCCGCAAAAAUGCCUUUUAACUAUGUUUUUACUCCAGGUAGAUUUUUUUAUUUUUGUUUCUUUUCUAUGAAGGUCUUUUGUAUUCUGUAGUCCUAUUCGUUCUAAUUAAUGCAAACCACAUGGUUCCCAAUCAUACCAGGAGCCCUUUACACUCGUUGCCAUGGAAACUUAAUGUCCUAUGUGUUGGCAAUUGGCUCCUCCUACUGCCAGUAAUUCAGUCAAAAAGUCAAUUAGCCAUUCACUAAAUCCCUCCCCUGAACAGUGAUUGCCCAGUCUCAGCUUAGCAACUAAGCAUAGCCUGUCAAGGUCUAUAUUUCUCCGCCAUGUUAAAGCGGUGUGCAUGGAGCUGUAAUAAACUCAAUCCUCUGCAUUGAAAGAUGUUUGAUGUCGUUUUGUUUUAGCCUUUUCAAAAACACAAAAUCAAAAAAGUAAGAAAUGGAUAUAACAUAAAAUGUCUUUGUGUUUAUCUGCUCUAAGCUACAAUCAUUAGCAUGUCUGGCUAACUAGCUCACUGCCUACAGUGAUGACCAAGUGUUGCUUUUCAAGGCCAAGAAGCGUAUCAUUAGCCGACUACAGUAGUUUGUUGGUCCUCAGGAAACAAACAGCUUGUCUCGCUCAAGUUAAUGCUAACAUUUGCGUUUCUGUUCUGCUCUUUAUUUUACAUGAAGCUUACAUUCUACCAACUCAGGCCAAACUUGUUAGCUGUACAUUACUGUACAUUACUGUACAUUAGCCAAAGUCCUGUAACGCUAAAGGUGAAAACAUAUGAUUUGAAAAUAUGAACAAUUAUAAGCUAAAUCAAUAAAAAGAGUAUGUUAGAAUGAAAUAACGAGCCGAGUGGAUGUUUCGAAUGCAGUUUCACAAAUUUCACAAGCUCGGCAUAAGUAAAUGAAAUAAUUCAUAACACAAAAAUACUGUGUUCAUUCGUCUAUAUUGCUUCCUAUGUUUUUUAUAUUUAAGUGUUGAUCCAUAAGAAGAUAUAUU
Messenger RNA from Seriola dumerili (greater amberjack), 6840 nucleotides. It is a transcript of the gene tanc2a, whose product is annotated as protein TANC2-like. The record is from RefSeq and is a predicted model, not a curated record. The transcript has 22 exons. Gene Ontology annotation, molecular function: protein binding. Gene Ontology annotation, biological process: regulation of dendritic spine morphogenesis. The coding region runs from base 116 to 4708 and encodes 1530 amino acids. NCBI's taxonomy places the organism in Eukaryota, Metazoa, Chordata, Actinopteri, Carangiformes, Carangidae. Gene Ontology annotation, cellular component: dendritic spine.